AUGAAGUACGCCAUUAUCCUCGGCAACAUCGCCACACUGGCUUGCGCGUUGCCUCAGCGCACACCUGCCUCUGGCCAGAAGCUCCCCUGGAAGGAACCUGGCAGAUGGGCCCAUGAAUGUGGCCAUAUGGCGUUCAGUGAAGAGCAGUGCGGUACUGAGUCAUACUGCAAGCUGUUCGAUGGGGUCAACAAUGACGGCGCCUUCAAGAGCUCCAAGGAGUGUCUUGAGGCUCACGAGCGGGAACCCAAAGCUGCUACGGCGCAGCUGACCCCUGCCGCCAAGCUCCCCUGGAAGGAACCUGGCAGAUGGGCCCCUGAAUGUGGCCAUAUGGCGUUCAGUGAAGAGCAGUGCGGUACUGAGUCAUACUGCAAGCUGUUCGAUGGGGUCAACAAUGACGGCGCCUUCAAGAGCUCCAAGGAGUGUCUUGAGGCUCACGAGCGGGAACCCAAAGCUGCUACGGCGCAGCUGACCCCUGCCGCCAAGCUCCCCUGGAAGGAACCUGGCAGAUGGGCCCCUGAAUGUGGCCAUAUGGCGUUCAGUGAAGAGCAGUGCGGUACUGAGUCAUACUGCAAGCUGUUCGAUGGGGUCAACAAUGACGGCGCCUUCAAGAGCUCCAAGGAGUGUCUUGAGGCUCACGAGCCAAAGCCUCUGGUCCCUGACCGCAUCGUUUUCCCGGACAACUAA
This is a messenger RNA of Metarhizium robertsii ARSEF 23, 684 nucleotides long. RefSeq lists its product as uncharacterized. The record is from RefSeq and is a predicted model, not a curated record. The transcript has a single exon. The coding region runs from base 1 to 684 and encodes 227 amino acids. NCBI's taxonomy places the organism in Eukaryota, Fungi, Ascomycota, Sordariomycetes, Hypocreales, Clavicipitaceae.